This is a messenger RNA of Lactuca virosa, 1401 nucleotides long. Lineage: Eukaryota; Viridiplantae; Streptophyta; Magnoliopsida; Asterales; Asteraceae. The record is from the annotation of a GenBank genome assembly.
AUGGGUCAUUCUUCCUCUGAUGAAGCCAUUCUUCACUCUUGCAUAAAAUCAAGCCUUCUUCUUGAUCGCAGUCCAAUUCACUGUUCCUCUUCUCCGAAUUACAGAAUGUUAGAUAAUCUAUGUGAAGAGUUGAUGGUUGAAAUCUUGACAAGACUACCACCCAAAUCCCUCCUCCAAUUUAGAUCAGUCUCCAAAUCAUUACAUUCUUGUAUUGAUAGCCCCGGUUUCAUCCGCAGGCACACUUCUCGAUCCCCACAAAGACUCGCCUUCACACACCUUGUUGGACAUAACUACAUAAAAGAAUAUGGCGAUGACGUCUUUUGUACAUUACAUGCAGAAGACCAAUUGCCAUUGCGUGGAUACAUUGGUAUAACAGCAGUCAAGUUUCCACACAGAAAUAUCAAUAUUGUUGGUUCAUGUAAUGGAAUUUUGUGUCUGCUUGGUUGUAAAGAUGGUGUAAUUAGUCUAUGGAACCCUUCAAUUAUGCGCCAACUAACCCUGCCCGAUUGUCCCCGGAGAUGCAUUUAUGGAUUGGGGAUCGGGUUUGGUUUCGACCCAAUCACCGAUGAUAACAAGAUUGUGAGUAUACCCAUUAAUGGAAAUGGAAAAGGAGAAAGUUCAUUUGUUUACGCCUUGAAAACGGGCGCUUGGCGUCCUAUUGUUUCCCCUAUGCCUUUGUAUUCUAAAUCGUUAUCAAGGUCGGUUUAUCUCAAUGGGGUAUUGCAUUGGGUGGUAGGACGUUGUUUUCCUGAUUCAGAACAAGUAGAAGUUGGUUAUAUAAUGACAUUGGAUUUGAGGACUCAUGUUUUUGGCAUGAUUGCCUUGCCAAAACCUUGUUGGGAAACCCGAAGACUAGCAACCAUCCAAGGUUCUCUAGCUGUGAUUACUAUUGUUGGCGAUGAUAGUUGGGUUUGGGUGAGGAGAGAUGCAGAUGAUUCUUGGUCUGUGGUUCUUGAAUCGAGAGCAAAUCAAGUUGGAUUUGGGGUAACGAAAGUUUUGGAACUGAGCAACAGCGGUGAUUUGUUGCUGGACGAUGUCUCGGAUGGGUUCCAAGUUUAUAAUCCUAAGACAGGGGUGCGAUCAUUACUAGUGGACUUCAAUGAUACUUCUUCCUUAGUUAACAUGAAUAUGUAUGUCGAAAGCCUUCACUUGCUCCACAUGGGGACUGCUUGCGAGAUAAACCAUCUUUUCUUGCAGGAAAAAAAUAAAAAGAAACCCAAUUUAGUUACUUCUUUCAAAUCAAUAUCAGAGAAUGACUGUUUAGAUUAUUUAUUUCAGUAUUUUUAAAAUUUGUUUGUAAACCCUUUUAUUUAUGAAUAUGAGAUGUUGAGCGACUCGAUCAAGUUUAAUUAAUUUUGGAAGGAUCCUUGUGUAUCGAAAUCAUGGUGUAAUGGACAUGUA